UUUGGACACAGUGUGGGCAGUGCUCACGUUUGUCCACAGAGAAAUGAGAAUAACAUGUCUUUCAGGAAGUGUUCUCCAUCCGGCUUUGUUGGAAUAUGAAGUCUUGUUGCUGUUUUCUUUUUUCUGAAAUACACCUGACACCACAGUAUAAAAGGUCAAGGGACAGGCAGUCUGUAUACUUGGGUGGAAGCUUCUGGGGUGUAUGGUAAAGUGUAUGUUGCUCAGAAGUAUCUGUUGUAUGCCUAGGCUUUACUUAGAAAUAUGAGGCAUCCUGAUUGCUUUGCUUUGCCCUCUCUAAUUUCUUGUAGGUUUUUAGGGAAAACUAUUGCGUAUUGAGUUACUGUGGUGGCAGAAGGUAGUGGUGAAAUCAUAGACAUUAUUUUAAGCCUUGAAAUCAAUCCCUCAAUCCCUCUCUAUAUUUGGAGUUAUAGCAUGGGACAACAUGGUUUCUUUUCGGCGUCUUUAUAGAUACGAGAGUACUUACCAUAAUUUCUGCCUCAUUCCCACAUAGCCAGUUGAACUCCCACCGUUUCCCUUUUCUCUCCUGGGGUGCCAGUGUUCCAGCACAGAUUACACACUGUGUUGAUUGGGGUCAUCCAUUCCUGGUGUAUGACUUGAGCUGAGCGCUCACUUCUCACAGGCAAGACCUCUUGCUCAUCCAGUUGACUGUACUACAGAACGACCUGUUGCUGACAAUGAGCGAAUGUUUGAUGUUCUGCAACGGUUUGGAAGUCAGAGAAAUGAAGUCCGUUUCUUUCUUCGUCAUGAAUGUGCCCCUAGCAGGGACAUUGUGAGUGGACCAAGGUCUCAGGAUCCAAGUUUAAAAAGAAAUGGUGUGGAAGUUCCUGGUGAUCAUCGGAGGAAGGGGAACGGAGUUAGUAAUCCUAGGAUGGAUUUGACCCUUGCUGAACUUCAGGAAAUGGCAUCUCGCCAGCAACAGCAGAUUGAGGCCCAGCAACAAAUGCUGGCUACUAAGGAGCAGCGCUUAAAGUUUUUGAAACAGCAAGAUCAGCGUCAAAAGCAACAAGCUGCUGAGCAGGAAAAGCUUAAGAGGCUAAAAGAAAUAGCUGAGAAUCAGGAAGCUAAGCUAAAAAAAGUGAGAGCAAUUAAAGGACACGUGGAACAGAAGAGGCUAAGCAAUGGGAAACUUGUGGAAGAGAUUGAACAGAUGAAUAGUUUGUUCCAGCAAAAACAGAGGGAGCUCGUUCUAGCUGUGUCAAAAGUAGAGGAACUUUCAAGACAGCUUGAGAUGCUCAAAAAUGGCAGGAUUGAUGGCCAUCACGACAGCCAGUCUGCAGUGGCUGAGCUCGAUCGGCUCUACAAGGAGCUGCAGUUGAGAAACAAGCUGAAUCAAGAGCAAAAUGCCAAGCUGCAGCAACAGAGGGAGUGUUUGAAUAAGCGCAAUUCAGAAGUGGCAGUCAUGGAUAAGCGUGUCAAUGAGCUGAGGGACCGGCUGUGGAAGAAGAAGGCGGCCCUACAACAAAAAGAGAACCUUCUGGUCUCAGCUGAUGGAAAUCCACCCCAGCAAGGGGGGUCGACGCCUAGCCGCGUAGCUGCAGUCGGUCCCUAUAUCCAGUCAGCUACUAUGCCCCGGAUGCCCUCUAGGCCUGAACUUGUGGUGAAGCCAGCUCUGCCGGAUGGCUCCCUGGCCAUACAGGUGUCGGAGGGGCCGAUGAAAGUACAGACACUGCCCAGCAUGAGGUCGGGGGCUGCUUCACAAAUUAAAGCCUCUAAAAUCCAUCUGCUUGGCCCUGAGUGGAGUCCUCCAAAUGCAAAUCCUUUCCCGGACCAAGCCUCUGCUCCUGUCCCUAAAAGCUUUGGGAACGCUCCAGACCAAGCUGAUGAAGGGGAGGUUCCGCUGAGGGAGAAGGAGAAGAAGGUGCGUCCCUUUUCCAUGUUCGAUGCGGUGGACCAGGCUGCUGUCCCGCCCUUCUUUGGCGUGCUGAGGAAAAACCAGAGCAGUGAAGAUAUCUUGCGGGAUGCUCAGGCUGCAAAUAAAAAUGUGGCUAAAGUACCACCUCCUGUUCCAUCAAAACCAAAACAGAUUAAUUUGCCUUAUUUUGGACAGCCCAGUCAGUCACCAUCAGACAUUAAGCCAGAUGGAAAUUUUCAGCAGUUGUCAACAGCUGUUGUGUCCACGGGAAGUAAACCAAAAACUGUAGGGCAGCAGUGGGUCCUGCUAUCCCCUGGUGCUCCCUCGGUUGGCCAAGACCUAGCUCUUCCUCCAGGUUCUAAGCAAGAAAGUCCCCCUGCAGCCGCUGUCCGGCCCUUCACCCCUCAGCCUUGCAAAGACACUCUACUGCCUCCCUUCAGAAAGCCCCAGACUGUGGCAGCAAGCUCAAUAUACUCCAUGUAUACACAGCAUCAGGCUCCUGGGAAGAGCCUCCAGCAGCCAGCACAGAGCGCGUCCACCAGAACCCAUUCCAGAGGGCUGCCCUUCUCCAGUGUGUACGGCAAGCCUGUGAUUGCUUCCGCCCAGAGCCAGCAGCACCCUGAGAACAUUUACUCCAGUGCCCAGGGCAGGCCUGGCAGUCCGGGGCCUGAAACAGAGCCUCUUCCUUCCGCUCCAGAGAACCACGAGAAUGAGAGAAUUCCUCGGCCACUCAGCCCAACCAAAUUACUGCCUUUCUUAUCUAAUCCUUACCGAAACCAGAGCGACGCUGACUUAGAAGCCCUACGAAAGAAACUGUCUAAUGCACCACGGCCACUCAAGAAACGUAGCUCUAUUACAGAGCCAGAAGGUCCUAAUGGGCCGAAUAUUCAGAAACUCUUGUACCAGAGGACCACCAUAGCUGCCAUGGAGACCAUCUCUGUCCCAUCAUACCCAUCCAAGUCGACCUCAGUGACUGCCAGCUCAGACAGCCCAAUGGAAAUCCAGAAUCCAUAUUUACAUGUGGAGCUGGAGAAGGAGGUGGUCUCUCUGGUUCCUGAGCCAGUGUCCCCAGAGGAAGUAGGGAGUGCCAGUGCAGAGAAUGGGGACAUGCCGACUCCUCCAGGCCUUGACUAUGUGCCUGAAGGCAUCGCAGACAGCAGCCCACAUUUCCAGAACAGCAUGGGAGAGCCAAAUCCAGAGGCUCCCCAUCUGCUUGACGUAUACCUGGAGGAGUACCCUCCCUACCCACCCCCUCCAUACCCAUCUGGGGACCCAGAAGGACUGGGAGACGACUCUGUGAGCAUGUGCCCACCUGAGAUCACUGGGCAGGGGGCCCUGCCUCCUGGCAAAAGGACAAACUUGCGUAAAACUGGUUCGGAGCGCAUUGCUCAUGGGAUGAGGGUGAAAUUCAACCCCCUUGCUUUACUUCUGGAUUCUUCUUUGGAGGGAGAAUUUGACCUUGUACAGAGAAUUAUUUAUGAGGUGGAUGACCCAAGCCAGCCCAACGAUGAAGGCAUCACUGCGCUGCACAACGCUGUCUGCGCGGGCCACACAGAGAUCGUCAGGUUCCUGGUACUGUUUGGUGUGAACGUAAAUGCAGCUGAUAGUGACGGAUGGACCCCACUGCACUGUGCUGCCUCCUGUAACAAUGUCCAGGUGUGUAAGUUUUUGGUGGAGUCCGGAGCCGCUGUGUUCGCCAUGACCUACAGUGAUAUGCAGACGGCUGCAGACAAGUGUGAGGAGAUGGAGGAGGGCUACACCCAGUGCUCUCAGUUUCUUUAUGGAGUUCAGGAGAAAAUGGGCAUAAUGAACAAAGGAGUCAUCUAUGCUCUUUGGGAUUAUGAACCUCAGAAUGGUGAUGAGCUGCCCAUGAAAGAAGGAGACUGUAUGACGAUCAUCCGCAGGGAAGACGAAGAUGAAAUCGAGUGGUGGUGGGCACGCCUUAAUGAGAAGGAGGGAUAUGUUCCACGCAAUUUACUGGGACUAUACCCAAGAAUUAAGCCAAGACAAAGGAGUUUGGCCUGAAACUACAGAAUUUUAGUUAAUGAAGAAUUUAAUCUCUGUUAUCACUAAGAAGUAAUAAGAUUAUUUUUGGCAGAAAUUUCACAAGACUUAUUUUAAUGACCAUGUAACUUGAAAACAAUGAAGAAUAUGCUCUGGAAGAGAAUGAAGGAUUGAAGAGUUCACAGCAGUGGAGGCAUUGAGCCCAAUGAAAUGUUGCUGAGCAGGUGGCAUUGGGGUAAAGGCGCCCAGGUACAUGUGGAGGUGAACUUGUUUUCCACAGUAAAUAGUACCAUUUAUUGGGCUACUGGGGAACAGCUCCCUGUCCUGCUUAGUUGGCAUUUUUCACAUUCUCCGUACCUGCCCUCCUACCAGAAAGGACCAGAGCCAUCGUGGCACCAUCUCUGAUGGUUUCCCAGCACCAGCAGGCCCUCCAGUGACCCACGUGGAGGUCCAGAGGGCCACACACUUGUGUAUUAUCAGAGAUGUUGGCUGUCUUGACUUUAUGAGUUCUUGUAGCAUCUUAAGAAUUACAUAUAUAUUUAAAAUACUGAAACCAAGCUACACUACAGGUAAUUAGACUUAGAGUCUUGUUUUUAGGCUGAAUUUGAAUCUAUAUUUAUUGUCUUUUGUAUCUUGGAAAUUACAGACUUGCUGUAGACUUACGUAUAAUACUUGUCAAGAUCAUAGCUGACUUUAAAAACAAUUAUAAUAAAAUUAAAAAUUUUGAUUCUAAACA
Messenger RNA from Manis javanica (Malayan pangolin), 4613 nucleotides. RefSeq names its product tumor protein p53 binding protein 2 (gene TP53BP2). Gene Ontology annotation, cellular component: nucleus. Gene Ontology annotation, molecular function: p53 binding. The record is from RefSeq and is a predicted model, not a curated record. Lineage: Eukaryota; Metazoa; Chordata; Mammalia; Pholidota; Manidae. Gene Ontology annotation, biological process: regulation of apoptotic process.